This is a messenger RNA of Neurospora hispaniola, 1840 nucleotides long. RefSeq names its product signal recognition particle 54 kDa protein. The record is from RefSeq and is a predicted model, not a curated record. NCBI's taxonomy places the organism in Eukaryota, Fungi, Ascomycota, Sordariomycetes, Sordariales, Sordariaceae. Gene Ontology annotation, cellular component: signal recognition particle, endoplasmic reticulum targeting; cytosol. Gene Ontology annotation, molecular function: 7S RNA binding; ATP hydrolysis activity; GTPase activity. The transcript has 2 exons. Gene Ontology annotation, biological process: SRP-dependent cotranslational protein targeting to membrane; SRP-dependent cotranslational protein targeting to membrane, translocation. Bases 305 to 1840 code for a protein of 511 amino acids.
AUGCCCGUCCGCGCGGCGGUCCUGAGCUUGCCAAGCAACUGCAGUCCAUGGAAGUUGUCCGUUUCAAUGCCCGACGGGAUCCACCAAGAGAGAGAGAGAGCACCGAGUGGCCACCGACCGAUGACCGAAGCGCAUCACUUGUGACUGAGCAACAACCACCACCCACCAAAUACCCACAACCGAACGACCUCUGACCAGACACUACCCACGUCUUCGAACACAACGACGGCGACGGCGAUUUCCUAGAAACAACACAACCUUUAUACCCCUAGUCGGCUUCAUAGCCGCCACAUAAUCAACAGCCAUGGUUUUGCAAGAUCUAGGUCGCCGCAUCAAUGCGGCCGUCAGCGACCUAACACGCGCCCCCAAUCUCGACGAGAAGGCCUUCGAUGGCAUGCUCAAGGAGAUCUGCUCUGCCCUGCUCGAAGCCGAUGUCAACGUCCGUCUCGUCGGUCAACUGCGCAAAUCGAUCAAGUCCACAGUCAACUUCAAGGAACUACCACCGGCCGUCAACAAGAAGCGAUUGAUCCAGAAAGCCGUCUUCGAUGAACUCGUCCGUCUCGUCGACCCCCAUGCCGAGCCCUUCAAGCCAAAGAAGGGCAAGUCCAACGUUAUCAUGUUUGUCGGUCUCCAGGGUGCUGGUAAGACGACGACAUGUACAAAGCUCGCCAGGCAUUACCAGUCGCGCGGUUUCCGCGUCGGUCUCGUCUGCGCCGAUACCUUUCGUGCCGGUGCCUUCGACCAGCUGAAGCAGAACGCGACCAAGGCCAAGAUCCCCUACUACGGCAGUUUGACGGAAACAGACCCUGUGGUGGUGGCGCGCGAUGGUGUGGACAAGUUCAAGAAGGAAAAGUUCGAGAUCAUCAUCGUCGAUACGUCGGGUCGUCACAGGCAAGAGGAGGCGCUCUUCCAGGAAAUGAUGGACAUUCAGACGGCAGUCAAGCCAGACGAGACCAUCAUGGUGCUCGAUGCCUCUAUCGGUCAACAAGCCGAAGCCCAAGCCAAGGCCUUCAAGGAGGCUGCCGACUUCGGUGCCAUUAUCAUCACCAAGACCGAUGGCCACGCCGCGGGUGGUGGUGCCAUCUCGGCCGUCGCUGCCACCCACACCCCCAUCGUCUUCAUCGGUACUGGUGAGCACAUGCUCGACUUGGAGCGCUUCGUACCCAACAACUUCAUCAGCAAACUCCUCGGCAUGGGCGACAUGGCUGGCCUCGUCGAGCACGUCCAGUCCCUCAAGCUCGACCAAAAGGAUACCAUCAAGCACAUCACCGAGGGCAUCUUCACCAUCCGCGACCUACGUGACCAGCUGCAGAACAUCAUGAAGAUGGGCCCCCUCAGCAAGAUGGCUGGCAUGAUCCCAGGAAUGAGCAACAUGAUGCAGAACAUGGACGACGAGGAGGGCUCGCUCAAGCUCAAGCGCAUGAUCUACAUCUGCGACAGCAUGACGGACAAGGAGCUCGACAGCGACGGCAAGAUCUUCAUUGACCAACCGACGCGUAUGACGCGUGUUGCCAGGGGUUCCGGCACGACGGUCAGAGAGGUCGAAGACCUGCUUACCCAGCAGCGCAUGAUGGCUGGCAUGGCGAAGAAGAUGGGCGGCAACAUGAAGAACAUGCAGCGUGCCCAGAGCGCCAUGGGAGGUGGUAACAAGGCGCAACAGCUGGCUGCCAUGCAGAAGCGUCUGCAGAGCAUGGGCGGCGGUGGCCAAGAUAUGGGCGGUCUAAUGAAAAUGCUCGGCGGCAUGGGCGGUGGUGGUGGUAUGGGUGGAAUGGACAUGAAUGCGAUGAUGAAACAGAUGAGCGGGUUGAUGGGAGGUGGCGGUGGACGUGGGAGGAGGUAA